AUGACAGAAGAGGACAAGAAGAACAUCACCAGGCUCCAGGAUUUGGUUGAUAAGCUGCAGCUCAAGAAAUUAGGAACAUUACAUCAUCUCAGCACAGCCAAGGGUGAGCAGAAAACAACCGCCACCAUGAGUACGGACGCGGAGAUGCAGAUUUACGGCAAGGCGGCCGUCUACCUUCGUAAACCAGAGAAGGAGAGGAUUGAGGCUCAAAGUGCUCCCUUUGAUGCCAAGAGCGCCUGCUACGUGGCUGAUGUCAAAGAGCUGUACCUCAAGGCUAAAAUCAUCAAGAAGGACGGUAACAAAGUCACAGUCACUGUGUUGGACACUCAGGAGGAGAGAACAGUUAAAGAAGAGGACGUCUGUCCCAUGAACCCUCCCAAGUACGACAAAAUUGAGGACAUGGCCAUGAUGACCCACCUUAAUGAAGCCUCUGUGCUUUAUAACCUCAAAGAGCGUUAUGCAGCAUGGAUGAUCUACACCUACUCUGGGCUGUUCUGUGCGACUGUCAACCCCUACAAGUGGCUGCCAGUGUACGACAUGGAAGUCGUCAAUGCCUACAGAGGCAAGAAGCGUAUGGAGGCUCCACCCCACAUCUUCUCCGUCUCUGACAACGCUUUUCAGUUCAUGCUUUGUGAUAGGGAGAACCAGUCUGUCUUGAUCACCGGAGAAUCUGGUGCUGGAAAGACUGUGAACACCAAGCGUGUCAUUCAGUACUUUGCCACAAUCUCUGUUGGUGGUGGUGAGAAAAAACAGUCAUCAAAGAUACAGGGUUCCCUGGAGGAUCAGAUUAUUGCAGCCAACCCACUUCUGGAGGCUUAUGGUAAUGCCAAGACUGUGAGAAACGACAACUCCUCUCGUUUUGGUAAAUUCAUCAGAAUUCAUUUCGGCACAACUGGUAAACUGGCUAGUGCUGAUAUUGAAACUUAUCUGCUGGAGAAGUCUAGAGUAACAUACCAGCUUGAACAGGAGAGAGGCUACCACAUCUUCUUCCAGAUGAUGACCAACCACAAGCCUGAGAUCAUUGAAAUGUGUCUCAUUACAUCCAACCCAUACGACUUCCCCAUGUGCAGCAUGGGUCAAAUUACUGUUGCUAGCAUUGAUGACAAAGAGGAGCUGGAUGCAACUGACAAUGCCAUUGACAUCCUGGGCUUCACCGCUGAGGACAAGGUGAGCAUCUACAAAACGACAGGUGCUGUCCUCCACCACGGAAACAUGAAGUUCAAGCAAAAGCAGCGUGAGGAGCAGGCUGAACCAGAUGGCACUGAGGAUGCUGACAAAGUUGCUUACCUGCUGGGUCUGAACUCUGCGGAAAUGCUUAAGGCGUUGUGCUACCCCAGAGUCAAGGUCGGAAAUGAGUUUGUCACCAAGGGACAGACAGUGCCACAGGUGAUGAAUUCUGUACCUGCCCUGGCCAAGUCCAUCUAUGAAAGGAUGUUCUUGUGGAUGGUCAUCCGCAUCAACCAGAUGUUGGACACCAAGCAACAGAGAAACUAUUUCAUUGGUGUCUUGGACAUUGCCGGCUUUGAAAUCUUUGAUUUCAACACCUUGGAGCAGCUGUGCAUUAACUUCACCAAUGAGAAACUGCAACAGUUCUUUAACCACACCAUGUUCGUCCUGGAGCAAGAGGAGUACAAGAAGGAGGGUAUUGUCUGGGAGUUCAUUGAUUUCGGCAUGGACUUGGCUGCCUGCAUUGAGCUGAUUGAAAAGCCCAUGGGCAUCUUUGCCAUCCUUGAAGAGGAGUGCAUGUUCCCCAAAGCCUCAGAUACAACCUUUAAGAACAAGCUGUAUGAUCAACAUCUUGGCAAGAACAAGGCGUUUGAGAAGCCUAAACCAGCCAAGGGCAAGGCUGAGGCCCACUUCUCCCUGGUGCACUAUGCUGGAACUGUGGACUACAACAUUACUGGCUGGCUGGACAAGAACAAGGACCCCCUGAACGAGUCUGUUAUCCAGCUGUACCAGAAAUCUUCAGUCAAACUUAUGCCUGUUCUGUAUCCCCCGGCUGUUGAAGGUUUGAUGGAGAACUUCCUGGUCAUCCACCAGCUUAGAUACAAGGUACUGAAUGCCAGUGUUAUCCCUGACGGUCAGUUCAUUGACAACAAGAAGGCUUCUGAGAAGCUGCUGGGAUCCAUUGAUGUCAACCAUGAUGAGUAUAAAUUUGGACACACUAAGGUGUUCUUCAAAGCUGGUCUAUUAGGUGUUCUUGAGGAGAUGAGAGAUGAAAAACUUGCAAGUCUUGUCACAAUGACACAGGCUUUGUGCCGUGGAUACCUCAUGAGAAGGGAGUUUGUGAAGAUGAUGGAGAGAAGGGAGGCUGUCUACACCAUUCAGUACAAUAUCCGCUCAUUCAUGAAUGUCAAGCACUGGCCAUGGAUGAAGGUGUACUAUAAGAUCAAGCCCCUCCUGAAGAGUGCUGAGACUGAGAAGGAACUUGCCAAUAUGAAGGAGAAUUAUGAGAAGAUGACCACUGACUUGGCUGCGGCACUUGCCAAGAAGAAGGAGCUUGAGGAGAAGAUGGUUUCCCUUCUGCAGGAAAAGAAUGACCUGCAGCUCCAAGUGUCUUCUGUAAGAAAAUAG
Knipowitschia caucasica is the source of this 2574-nucleotide messenger RNA. NCBI's taxonomy places the organism in Eukaryota, Metazoa, Chordata, Actinopteri, Gobiiformes, Gobiidae. The record is from the annotation of a GenBank genome assembly.